This is a messenger RNA of Scheffersomyces amazonensis, 899 nucleotides long. Its product is annotated as protein-arginine N-methyltransferase. The record is from RefSeq and is a predicted model, not a curated record. Bases 208 to 828 code for a protein of 206 amino acids. Gene Ontology annotation, molecular function: protein-arginine omega-N monomethyltransferase activity. Gene Ontology annotation, biological process: peptidyl-arginine methylation. NCBI's taxonomy places the organism in Eukaryota, Fungi, Ascomycota, Pichiomycetes, Serinales, Debaryomycetaceae. The transcript has a single exon.
GCCUGUGUUAUAGCCCCUAAUUGUUCUUUUCUUAUAUAUGUUAAUUUAUAAUUGAUAAUUGAUAAUUGAUAAUAAAUCCUUAGUCAGCGCUACCAUGUAGUACUGUAACGAUAAAUGCGGCCGCACCCAUCUCCGCUUGAAAAAUUUAGAUCUUGAACCAGUAACCAACAGCGACUACAACCACAACUACAACUACAACUACCAGCCAUGAAGUACAUAAUAGAGCAUAUGGAGGAGGGUUUCUCCGAAUGGGUGAUUUUGGAAUACUCCCAGAUCAUCAGAGAAGUCGGUAAACAAAACUUAAUCCUUACCUCUCUUCCAGCAGGAACUACCGACAGGGACAUCCCACCGGCAUUACUUUCAUUGGGUCUUCAAUGGACUACAAAGGAAUGUGUAGAUAUAGAAGGAGGAAUCGAUAAGUCUAAAGUAUGUUUGUUGGAUCCAGCCGCUACUGAAGAGUUGGUUCCGUCCGAUAGUGAAACGUAUGACUACUUUGUAUUUGGAGGUAUAUUGGGAUCGCAUCCUCGGAUUGAUAGAACAGGAUUGUUAAGAGAAAAGUAUGGAUUUGCCGGUAGAAGAUUAGGUGCAUUACAGAUGACUACCGAUACAGCCAUCCGAACCACUCAGAAGAUUGUUCAGGAUCAAACUAAGUUUGAAGAUAUUCAAUUCAUUGAUUAUCCUGAAAUCAGAUACAAUAAGUAUGAGUCUACGGAAAUGCCAUUCAGAUACAUUGUAGAUUCAGCAGGCGAGCCCAUAUUACCAGAAGGAAUGUUGGAAUUAAUCAAGCACGAUGCUGAGCAAUCUAUUGACGAUUUACUCUUAGAAUAGUAUAGUAUAGCAUAGUAUGUAUAUUAGUAGUAUAGUAUAUAAAUCAUUAAUUAACAGUCAUAAAUAUUUUA